AUGCCCGGGCAGCCCAGUUCAUCUCCAUCUUAUCGUUUGAUACUCGGGCAUCCCGCAUCCGCAUUCUACAGCCCAAGUCCAGCUGCAAACGCCUCUCAACACGUGUUGCAAUUCUUUCUGCCUCUGUCAUACCUUCCACCCGGGCACUUCAAUACCUUACGCAAUUGGCACACCAUGUCGCGGCCAUGGAGGCCCAACAGACCCCAUGUUGCGAAACGCAAUCGUGUCGUGCCAGUACCUGACGACAGUGUACGUUCCCAGGACGCCUCCCGAGACACCCGUCAUUCACACAACCACCGCUGCGCCUCGGAGAUGGAUCCCCGGACCCCGGACCAGUUCCGCUACUUGAACCAGCCGACGCAAUUUGAUGAUCGACUGGGAGACGCCUACGCCAUUGAACAAGACCCCGAAUACCAACAAAUCAUUGCCGGUUUAUCGAGACACACCGCCCCACACAUGACUGAGAGACAUGCUAGUCCUCCAUACCAAAACGCAAACACUCCUGGCUCCUUUCAAUCGCAACACCACCCGGCCCACAACAUCUCGCAGCCUCGCCACCACCUAUCGCAACGACAACCAUUGGCUUCAUAUUCAGUCUCUCCCGUCCUCGAGCCUUCCGCCCGCAGUUGGUCGCAUGCGAACUACAGCCCGCCCCCCGGGUCAACUACCCACACGCAACCGUAUCACACGUCGUUUGCAACUACAACAGCUACCCAACCGGACAUUACACACCUUCAGCCCCUUCCAACUCCCAGUACUACGCGAGAGCAGGUUCCCUCUCAACGGCAGGGUACUGCGCCUGUUGUUCGCGGUAUACGCCUCGUCAACUUACGAGAGGCCUUGCCAGACAAGUUCCGCGCCCUGUUCCCCUUUGAAUUUUUCAACGCAGUACAGUCCAAGUGCUUCGAGGCAGUGUACAAGACCAACAACAAUGUGGUGGUCUCGGCACCCACCGGUAGUGGAAAGACUGCCAUCCUCGAGUUGGCAAUUUGCAAACUUGCUCUCGAUCGCGGCCACGAAAACUUCAAGAUUGUGUACCAAGCACCCACCAAGGCCUUGUGUGCCGAAAAGGCUCGCGAUUGGGAAAAGAAGUUUGGCCACAUGAAGCUCAAGUGCGCUGAGCUCACCGGGGACACUUCCCAAGCCGAGAUGCGGCGCGUUGGCGAUGCUUCGAUCAUUGUUACCACCCCAGAGAAGUGGGAUUCGAUUACACGAAAAUGGCAAGACCAUCGCAGGCUUCUGCAGCUGGUCGAGCUAUUCCUCAUCGACGAGGUUCAUAUUCUCAAGGAUGUCCGUGGCGCCACGUUGGAAGCAGUCGUUUCCCGCAUGAAGACCAUUGGAACCAAUGUUCGAUUUAUCGCUCUGAGCGCCACCGUUCCCAACUCGGAUGAUAUUGCCCAAUGGCUUGGCCGGGACCAUACCAACCAGCACCUGCCGGCACUGCGAGAGACAUUUGGUGAAGAGUUCAGGCCUGUCAAACUGCAAAAGUUCGUUUAUGGAUACGAGUGCAACGGCAACGAGUUCAUCCUUGAUAAGCUGCUUGACUCCAAACUCCCCAACCUAAUUGCCAGGCACUCUCAACAGAAGCCCAUACUGGUGUUUUGCUUCACACGGAAAUCCUGCGAGUCAACGGCCAGUCUGCUGGCCGAAUAUGCUGCUGCCAGGCCAAAUGCGAAGCUGUGGCCUGCCCCCAAAGGCCGGAUCCCCGUCAUCAGCCGAGAGCUGCAGGAGCUUGUCAAAUUGGGUGUAGCAUUCCACCAUGCUGGUCUCGACGUUCAAGAUCGAGGUGCUGUUGAGCAGUCAUUUCUUAAGGGAGAACUAGGUGUCAUAUGUUGCACGUCGACAUUGGCCGUUGGCAUUAACCUGCCAUGCCACACAGUUGUGUUGAAAGGAACAAUGGGCUACGCGGAUGACAAGCUUCAGGAGUGCUCUGAUCUCGAGGUGAUGCAAAUGCUAGGUCGAGCGGGACGCCCCCAAUUUGAUGACAGCGCCACUGCCAUCAUCCUGACCAAGGCCGGCAACAAGGCACGGUACGAAAAGAUGGUGUCCGGACAAGAAAUCCUCGAGAGCACGCUUCAUCUCAACCUGAUCGAACACCUCAACUCCGAGAUAGGCUUGGGCACCAUCCACGAUCUCGCGUCUGCAAAGAAGUGGCUUAGCGGCACGUUCUUGAGCGUACGGCUUCGACGCAACCCAAGCUUUUACCACUUGACUGGCAGUAAUUGCAAUCCCAGCCAGAUCGACGCCAAGCUGGAAGAGAUAUGCGAGCGCGACAUCAAGCAACUGCAAGAGGCCCAGUGUGUUACCGACAACGAGACAUUCAAAUCAACCUACUACGGCCGCGCCAUGUCCAAGUAUAUGGUUGAGUUUUCCACAAUGAAGAUGCUGUUGCAGAUUCCCAAGGCUGUCAAGAUGGGCGCACUGCUCACCAUCCUUUCACAAGCCAGCGAGUUCAAAGAGUUUCGUUUCAAGCCCGCCGAGAGGCCUUUGUUUCGCGAGAUGAACCAGUCCCCCCUCAUCGUCUAUCCAAUCAAGGAAGCGGUCACGCAAACAUGGCACAAGAUCUCCUUGAUGGUUCAGGCCCAUUUGGGAAGCGUUCAAUACCCCGACUCGGCCGAUGCAGCCAAGGCUCGACGUCAACUGGUCUUGGAGCGCAAAAUCGUGUUUGAGCGACUCAACCGCCUUGUCCACGCCGUGAUUGACUGCAAAGGAAACGACUAUGAUGCGAUUGGCAUGAAGAAUGCCCUCGAGCUUGCGAGAGCCCUCGCUGCAGAGUCAUGGGAAGGUCGGGUGACACAACUGACCCAGGUACCCAGCAUUGGGCCCGUUGGGAUGCGUAAGCUUGCCAGCAAAGGCAUCCGGACAGUGUUGGAACUCGCCGACAUGGACAGCGUCGACAUUGAGAGAUUGAUGGCUCGGCAGACCCCCUUCGGAAUGACUAUCAAGAGCUCUCUUGAAAAGUUUCCCCGGUUGAGCUUCGAUCUGGAGCUAGUCAGCCACAAGUCUCAACCUAGGCCAACAGGCGCCACCGUUGGGGUGGAAAUUAGGGCUAACCUACGGUAUUUGAAUCGACUCGGUCCACCUUAUUGGAAGAAGAAGAUACCUGACAUCAACUUCCUGGCCGAAACUAGCAGCGGGACUCUUUCGUUCUUUUGGCGAGGCAGCAUGAGGAAGCUGGAGGUCAGCAAAGAGACAGGGUACGAGUUGAAGUUCUGGGUUGGUCUCCAAAAUGUUGAUGACGACAUUGUGUGUCACUUUACUUGCGAGGAGAUUGUUGGGACGAUGAUAUCCAAGACACUGAAACACAACAUUCCUGCCUCAGCAUUUCCCAAGCAAGCCGCUUUCUCCACCGUGCCCUUGAGCUGGGCUCCGCCAGCGACAGCCAAGUUCACUCAACCACGGACGAUUGGUGGCAGCAAUGAUGCUGAUCAAAUGGACGAGCUGGACGAUGGUGGUAUUGACGAUUCUGACUUCAUUCUCGCCGCUGAGCAGGCGGCCGCUCGGUUAGCACUGUGUCACACGGCAAAAGCCAACCACCCACAACCACCACCAACAACACUGUCGAUACCACCGCAAGGAGGGGUAACUGCACGUUGUGAACCAGUCGUCAAAGUGAGGCGGACAAUCAGAAGGCAUGGCGGUUAUCAAAGGAAGGCCACUGGCCCUGUAUGA
Podospora pseudopauciseta is the source of this 3672-nucleotide messenger RNA. RefSeq names its product ATP-dependent DNA helicase MER3 (gene HFM1). Gene Ontology annotation, molecular function: nucleic acid binding; ATP binding. Bases 1 to 3672 code for a protein of 1223 amino acids. The transcript is spliced from 4 exons. Lineage: Eukaryota; Fungi; Ascomycota; Sordariomycetes; Sordariales; Podosporaceae. The record is from RefSeq and is a predicted model, not a curated record.